CGACGGCGGGCGCGCUUAUUUUUCCUGCGCGGCCGCGUCAAAUGUGGCUCGUCACGACGGCGCCGCGCGCGCCUCCAAUGCCACGGCCGGAUCGUGCACUGUUAUGGAGUGGCGUCCGCAUUCCUAGGUCGCGUAUAAGGCACCCUGCGGCAGCCUGCUGGGAGUCACUCGUCGCUGAUCCUUCGGUGCAGCUUCAGCAGCAGCAGCAUCUCUCGGCACCAUGGGAGCGAAUUACCAGCGGCAGUGCCUGCUCCUGCUGCUGUCCUGUGCUGCGUGUUCCGCUACUUUCUUUGGAGGCGGUGGCAAGGGCGGUGGAGGAGGGGGUGGAACUGCCACUUUUAUCAUUAGUGGUCCUACACCCGCUAUGGGUGGCGGCGGCGGCGGCGGCGGCGGCGGCGGCGGCGCGCCGGGAAUGGGAAUGGGAAUGAACAUGUUCGACGUCAUUGACGUGGUCGAGACAAUCGGCACUGCGGACGUCGACGGCAACGUGCUCGUCGAGGGUGGCGAGGACGGCACCUUGGUGAACUUGGAACCUGGGUCGCCGCCGCAGGUCGCCAAGGUCGAGCCUCCUUCCCCAGGGCCCGCACCUCCACCGGCAUCGCUGCCACCCCCGCCACCCCCACCACCUCCCCCGGUCGAAGAGCCUCCGCCGCCGCCGAGCUACGGGUCUCCGCGCAGGCCGCCCUCUCGGCCAACCGGAGGAUACGGAGGCGGCCCCGCAGCACCCGCUUUCGACGACGAUGGCGGCGACUACGCCGAACCGGCGGCGGAAACUCCGGACAUCGGCGAAGACUUCGACUCUCCAGGAGACAUCUACGGCAGGUCACCCGUCGUCAUCCGAACGGACGACGCCGAGUACGAAGAGACGCCCCCUGGCUCAAGAGCCGCUGGGUACGCGCGCCUGGUGUCGGCGGGAAGAAAAAGCACCCGAGGAUACCGCCCGCAGCCCAAAGCCAAGUCUUCCGCUCGCGCUGCCGCUCGCUACACUAGCGCUCGAGUCACAAAGAAGCCACGGUUCACCAUCAAGCGCUUCCCUAUCGAGAAGUUGAGCGCCGCGUUGCAGGCCGAGGAUCCGCUGGAACUGAUCAGGACUCUGGAAGGCAAGCAGCAGCAACGGCCGCAGCAAGAACAGCGCAGCCAGCGGCUGAGGGGUGUUUACGCCAGUCGCGACCCGUCCAAGACAAAGUGGAAGACGGUCGGCGUGUUCCCGUCGUCGAAGCCGCGGCAGAAUUACAGAGGAGUGGCCACCAACUCGGGUAAGUGGCCCGCCAAUGUGGAGCACCGAGGCCGCAACUACCGCGGCAUGAAACCCGUGGUUCUACACUUGUCCAUGAAGGGCAAGCAGUCUGGAGGCACUACGAAGCGCCCCAAGUGGAUAAGGUCUAUCAUGCUGAUCCCGUCCUCUGUCGACAUGAAGGGAGAUCGGGCCACGGAGAGCAGGAGACGGCACAGAAUCUACCUAGAGGAGUGAAACAGUGCGCGUCGCUCAUGCGCUGAAGUACCGCGCCUGUUUUGGUCGUCGUGUGCGGACUCUUAAGGUAACCGAGAGACUGUCCGUCAAUCGCCGUGCUGUUGCUGCAUCUCGACGAAUGUUUGCGGAUACACCGCUGGUGGCUCUGCCAGCCACACUGUCAAGCGCCUCGGACGUUUGGUGGUGUGAUGUUUGUACAUAACGACAUUCAUUUUGGAAGUUGUCGAGCCGAUGCGCAACUGGAACAUAGUGCCCACGCUUGAGAACAUCCGCAGCUUUCGUUUCAUUUCUUCAUUUUGAUGGCAAAAUAAAUGAUUUCAAGUACAGAUGU
Dermacentor andersoni is the source of this 1802-nucleotide messenger RNA. RefSeq lists its product as uncharacterized. The record is from RefSeq and is a predicted model, not a curated record. Lineage: Eukaryota; Metazoa; Arthropoda; Arachnida; Ixodida; Ixodidae.